AUGCAGACCAGCAUCCAUACAGCAAUGCUGCCUGGAACUGCUAGCCGUCAUCAAGAUGCUGCGAGAGAAUACCUUCAAGCUUAUAAAUUAUUGCCAGAGAAUCCCCUGAUUAAUCUGUGUGUCGGUACUGCCUUAAUCAACUUGGCCCUUGGACACAGACUUCAGAAUAGGCACCAGUGUGUUGCACAAGGCUUAGCAUUCCUCUACAAAAAUUUGCAGCUUUGUGAAUUCAGCCAAGAGUCUUUUUUCAACAUAGCCAGGGCAUACCAUCACGUCGGUCUUGUGACGCUGGCAGCUUGGCACUAUGACAAAGUUCUUGCAAUGCAUGUGAAGGAUUACCCCAUCCCAAAACUUCCCCAUGAAAAGCCAGAGUCUGUUGAAAAUCGAUUACCGGGUUACUGUGACCUUCGCAGAGAAGCAGCUUUUAAUUUGCAUCUUAUAUACAAAAAGAGUGGAGCAGUUGAUCUUGCUCGACAGGUCUUGAGAGAUCACUGCACUUUCUGA
This is a messenger RNA of Prunus armeniaca (apricot), 504 nucleotides long. NCBI's taxonomy places the organism in Eukaryota, Viridiplantae, Streptophyta, Magnoliopsida, Rosales, Rosaceae. The record is from the annotation of a GenBank genome assembly.